AAAACAAAAAUGCAAAUUCAGACUAGGCAUGUCUUGGUGGUGGUGGUGGUAAUAAUGGUGGUUAUGAGCUCUUUCACUGUGGAGGGAGGGAGAGGGAUAUACACAAAAGAUCAGAGGCUUCACCAUGUUCAGAAGGACAGAUCCGUCAUUCCAUCAGCAAGAGGAGUAGACAACCACCAUAACAUUCCAAGACAAAACUUUGACAAUUGGGGUGGCAACGGAGGAGGAGGCAGUGGUGGAGGUGGUGGUGGUGGAGACGAUGGAACAGGUUAGAAUCAGCAACACGAAAGACAAGAUAUGACUCGAGACAAAGGAGCUCCUAAAACGUGUACUUGUGUGUAUAUGUAAAGACUGAUGUGAUGUGAUGAAUUGGUUAUUGGCCUAUGUUUUGUGCUUUUUGUGAUGUAUCCUAAGUAUAUAUAUAUGCUUUUGAUAAGACUUGUGGUAUGCAUCAUGUGAUGAAUGAAUGGUAUGUAUUUUU
Molecule: messenger RNA, 481 nt
Organism: Arabidopsis arenosa
Lineage: Eukaryota; Viridiplantae; Streptophyta; Magnoliopsida; Brassicales; Brassicaceae
Source: the annotation of a GenBank genome assembly